Erythranthe guttata (spotted monkey flower) is the source of this 1123-nucleotide messenger RNA. Lineage: Eukaryota; Viridiplantae; Streptophyta; Magnoliopsida; Lamiales; Phrymaceae. The record is from RefSeq and is a predicted model, not a curated record.
UCUAGUCUCUAUUUAAUCAUCACUUCACCUCUUCCGGUGUCACUUCUACUCUUUUACUCGCAAGCAAUCGCUCAUUUCGUCUCUCUCUCAAAAAAUUUCCUCUCUCUCUCGCUGAAUCGGAGACUUCGUCGAUCUCUCUCCAUUGUUUUUUUUACUAGAUCAUCACUUUCACCUCUUUUACUCGCACGCAGUUGUUCUUUUAGUCUAUCUUUCUCAAUCUUUUGUGCACGCGCGUUUUCAAGCUGGAAAUCAUGAACCUGGAUCAGUUCAAGGAUUUUUUCACUUGGCUGGGACAUCCGAGCCUGGAUCCCGAAGAUAUUGAUCAACAAAAUUGUGUCUGCUGUUGGUCGAAGGUUGCAGUUGCGCUUGCUAGUCACGCGCUGUGGACUGCCUGUCAAAAGAUGAACAAACCUCGCUCAUUUGAGGAAUGCAAAGCCUCCGCACAGGAGCUCGUCGAUAUGUUUGCGGUUAAAUAUCCAGACAGAACUGGUCCCGUAUAUAAAAAUGGUUGUUAUCUUGCUCACCCUCGAAGGGCCCUUGAAUAUAUCCAAAACUAUGGAAUUACUUUGAACUCGCAUUAUCCAUACGUGGGGAAAAGACAGUUCAACACAGAACCACCUGCUUUCCCCAGAUUCAAAAUUAAGGAGGUGAUAAGACUGGUUGAACCUUCCAUGGACGAAAUAGAUAGUCUCAUACGCCGAUGCCCAAUCGCUGGCAAGGUUAAAAUAUCUGAGAACUUUGCCAACUGGAAAGGCAAGGGAAUUUUUUCUGAAGAAGUUAGUGGUGAGGAUUUAAAGUCACACAGCGUACUAAUUAUCGGCAAGGGUGUGGACUCCCUCAAUCGACAGUUUUACCAUAUUAAAAAUUCGUGGGGAAAGUCAUGGGGGGACGACGGAUAUGCUUACAUCCUAUGCAAGCUAGUCACACCAUUAUGCUAUGCAGAAGGAGCCUAUUUCCUCGACGAAGAAUGUGCAGUUGCUUCUACUAGCGGGGGAGUUACUCCAGAUCGCAGUGCAGUUGCUUCUACUAGCGGGGGAGUUACUCCAGAUCGCAGUGCAGUUGCUUCUACUAGCGGGGGAGUUACUCCAGAUCGAUAAGCCUUUGCUUUUAUAUUUGUUUUCAU